Molecule: messenger RNA, 807 nt
Organism: Papaver somniferum (opium poppy)
Lineage: Eukaryota; Viridiplantae; Streptophyta; Magnoliopsida; Ranunculales; Papaveraceae
Product: putative invertase inhibitor
Exons: 1
Coding region: 85-654 (189 amino acids)
Biological process (GO): negative regulation of catalytic activity
Molecular function (GO): enzyme inhibitor activity
Source: RefSeq, a predicted model, not a curated record
ACAUCAUGACAAUUGCCAUCACAAUUUGCUUUUGCAGGCCAAAUUUUCUUCUUUUUGCUUUAAUUUGUUCUGAAAGCUUUAGCAAUGGAUCAUCACCAAACCAUGGCUUCCGUUCUCUUGAUCUUUCUUGUUUCAGCUCAUCAAGUCUUUGCAGCUACAUUACACCCUGCAGCUUCACCACACAAUGCACCAACCACAACCGACUUAAUCUCUAAAACAUGUGCAGCUGUCCCAUUCAAAGAUCUCUGCAUCAAAACCCUCAGCGCAGACCCUGACAGCGUAGAAGCUGACUUAGCCGGUCUUGCUUCAAUUGCAAUCAAGGUUGCCAUGCAAAAUGGAACUGACACAUACAACUACGUUGACCAAUUGCAAAAGAAGGCACAAUACCAGCCAUUCACACAACAAUGCUUGUCCGACUGUUCUGAGCAUUACAUGGAUGCAGUUGAUCAGUUGGAAGACUCACUUGCUGCCAUUGAUGCUCAGGGUUUCAACGACGUGGCUACAUGGGUGCAGGCAGCUAUGACUGAUGCUGAAUCGUGUGAGGACGGAUUUAAGGAUGGUUCUGGUCCAUCCUUGCUGACUGACAGAUAUGCCGUCUUCAAUCAAUUAUGCAGCAAUGCUCUGUCCAUCGCCAACAUGUUGGCUAAAGCUUGAGUGAUUCUCUGCCUUGUUCAGUAAUUGGUCUUGCUGCUAUAUAUAAUAUGAGUGAUGAUAUGAAAUGAACUAACUAACUUGUCGGAUUUAAUAUAAUUCAAUUUGAUCUGUACACUCUUCUGCAGUCAUUGUUUCUUUUCUUCUUCUUUUCAA